AUGGCCAUAUUAUCAAAGUAUAACUUAGAAAAAUAUCAAUUUGGUACUGAUGUUCGAAAAAGACAUCAACUCUAUGGAAUGUCAGGAAAAAUAAUAUAUGAAGGCAGAUGGAUAUCACGACGCGAUGGUCCAAUAAUUAUUGUUGAAAUGAACGAAGCCAUUGCCACGCGUGAAGCUCUUUUUUAUUUAGAAGUAAAUGGUCAUCAUAAUAUUAUUAGUACACUUGGUUAUGUUGAAAAUAGUUUAAAUUUAACAAUAUUUAUACAAGAAUUUGCGAGGUUGACAGAUUUAGCUGGUGUCUUAAUGGAUAAUCAAUUUGUUAUUUCUCAAACGAUAUUAAUCGAAAUGUUUUUACAGAUUGCUGGUGCAAUGAGUUAUAUUGCAAGUAAAAAAAUUGUACAUGGUGAUUUAGGUUGUAGAAAUGUACUGGUUUUUCAAUUGGAUUCAUCUGAACCAAAACAAAAUUUAGUUAAAAUAACUGAUUUUGGUCUGGCACGUUGGAUCGAUCAACCACCUGCUCAUGAAAAUGAAUUAGUUAUUCCAAUUCGAUAUUGUGCACCAGAAAUUCUUCGAAAUAAUCGUCAUUCAAAUUAUUCAGAAAAAUCUGAUGUAUAUUCAAUGGGUGUUCUCAUUUUUUUUUCUUUGUCAUUCUCC
Molecule: messenger RNA, 654 nt
Organism: Rotaria sp. Silwood2
Lineage: Eukaryota; Metazoa; Rotifera; Eurotatoria; Philodinida; Philodinidae
Source: the annotation of a GenBank genome assembly